AUUUAUUUUUCCUUUGAAUUAAAAAAAAAUAUCAAAGGCCGAAUAAAAAACAUCAUUCGGCAAGUUCAUCGAUCCACGAAAAAAAAGAAACGAUGAGGCUUAAUGGGGAUUCGGGUCCGGGUCAGGAUGAACCCGGUUCGAGCGGGUUUCACGGCGGAAUCAGACGAUUCCCGUUAGCAGCUCAGCCGGAGAUUAUGAGAGCUGCUGAGAAAGACGAUCAAUACGCUUCUUUCAUCCACGAAGCUUGCCGCGAUGCCUUCCGACACCUUUUCGGUACAAGAAUCGCUCUUGCUUACCAGAAGGAGAUGAAGCUACUUGGACAGAUGCUUUACUAUGUUCUUACGACAGGUUCAGGGCAACAAACUUUAGGAGAGGAAUAUUGUGACAUUAUACAGGUUGCAGGGCCUUAUGGACUCUCUCCUACACCAGCUAGACGUGCUUUGUUCAUAUUGUACCAGACCGCAGUUCCAUAUAUCGCAGAGAGAAUUAGCACUCGAGCUGCUACGCAAGCAGUCACCUUUGAUGAGUCUGAUGAGUUUUUUGGUGAUAGUCAUAUCCACUCACCAAGAAUGAUAGAUCUUCCAUCUUCAUCUCAAGUUGAAACUUCAACUUCUGUAGUAUCUAGGUUAAACGAUAGACUUAUGAGAUCGUGGCACCGAGCUAUUCAGCGAUGGCCUGUGGUUCUUCCUGUUGCCCGCGAAGUCUUACAACUGGUUUUGCGUGCCAAUCUGAUGCUCUUCUACUUUGAAGGUUUUUAUUAUCAUAUAUCGAAACGUGCAUCCGGGGUUCGUUAUGUUUUCAUAGGAAAGCAACUGAAUCAGAGACCUAGAUACCAAAUUCUUGGGGUUUUCCUUCUAAUCCAAUUGUGCAUCCUUGCUGCUGAGGGCUUGCGUCGGAGUAAUUUGUCAUCUAUCACUAGCUCCAUUCAGCAGGCUUCUAUAGGAUCUUAUCAAACUUCAGGAGGGAGAGGUUUACCUGUUUUAAAUGAAGAGGGGAAUUUGAUAACUUCGGAAGCUGAAAAGGGAAACUGGUCUACCUCCGAUUCAACUUCAACGGAGGUAAAAUAUUUAUAAAUAAGUUAGAAACUUCUGUUACUUUGUAAUGGCUAAUAUCUUGAAUAGUGAUCAUUAUUGGGAAAGGACAAUAGGUAAUAAUAUACUUGGAAGAGAGGCACAUAACUCUGAGCAAAAUGUAUUAUGCUCUUACGCAAAGGUUAUGUUGUAUAAGUGUGAUUAAGAAAACCAAAAUGAUAGUUUACUCUGUUGGUAUGAGUAUCUGAUAAGAGUAGAUGGCCACUCGACUGAUCCCGCUCUACAUAUAGUUUCUAGCGAGACAAGGCAGUAGGGAAAUGCACUCUCUGCUUAAGCACCCGUCAGCACCCAACGGCCACUCCUUGUGGUCAUGUGUUUUGUUGGAGCUGCAUUAUGGAAUGGUGCAACGAGAAGCAAGAAUGCCCUCUUUGUCGAACGCCCAAUACCCAUUCAAGUUUGGUUUGUUUGUAUCAUUCUGAUUUUUAGGCACAAUGGGAUCAACAAAGACAGGCACUGCAGAAAGGCAAAGCAGCUAAGACAGUGACACCUAAGGACAGUGCAUCUGCUACAGGAAUGGAAUCUGCUUCGGCUUCAGACUUUUUGAGUAAGAUCAACAAGUUAUGAGAGAAGACAGAAUAAAUAUAUUUCUGACAUCAUUCUCGAUCCCAUGCCUACCUUUUUCUCUAUGAUAUUUAGUGCAGAAACCACAGAGGUUUGUUGUUUUACAUUUCAUUAAAAAGAGUUGGAGAUGUUAGGUGGUCUUUCACAUUCUAUAUUACAUAUAAUAAUCUCAAUUGGAGAUCUAUUACAAGACAAGAAAAUCUCAUAUUAGGCACAAUACCAUUUUAAAAUGUUAGGUGUUGUUCGUUUAAUCAGUUAGGUAGUGCCUCUGGGUGAUCCAUCCAGAAGAUCCAUUCAGAUGCAUCAUUUGGAUGAUGUUCGUUUCUGAAGUUGAUAGUGCAUCUGGAUGAAUCAUUUGAAUGCAGAUGUGUUCGUUUGAAUUGUUUUUUAACAAUGUGCAUCUGCAUCUGAAUGCAUAAUGUACCAAAUGACUAAAAAGGACAUAUAUUUAUUUUAGUGUAAUUCUUCAAAUUUUAAAGGAGUAUUUUAG
Messenger RNA from Arabidopsis thaliana (thale cress), 2142 nucleotides. RefSeq names its product peroxin 10 (gene PEX10). Lineage: Eukaryota; Viridiplantae; Streptophyta; Magnoliopsida; Brassicales; Brassicaceae. The transcript is spliced from 11 exons. Gene Ontology annotation, molecular function: ubiquitin protein ligase activity; zinc ion binding. Gene Ontology annotation, cellular component: peroxisomal membrane. The record is from RefSeq and is marked reviewed. Gene Ontology annotation, biological process: peroxisome organization; protein import into peroxisome matrix; protein ubiquitination. The coding region runs from base 93 to 1073 and encodes 326 amino acids.